AUGAUUACCAGCGAUGACCAGCAACCACCAGCAUUGAUCACCAGCGAUGACCAGCAACCACCAGCAGUGAUCACUAGCAAUGGCCAGCAACCAAGAGCAGUGAUCACCAGCGAUGGCCAGCAACCACCAGCAGUGAUCACCAGCGAUGGCCAGCAACCACCAGCAGUGAUCACUAGCAAUGGCCAGCAACCACCAGCAGUGAUCACCAGCGAUGGCCAGCAACCACCAGCAGUGAUCACCAGCGAUGACCAGCAACCACCAACAGUGAUCACCAGCAAUGACCAGCAACCACCAGCAGUGAUCACCAGCGAUGGCCAGCAACCACCAGCAGUGAUCACCAGCGAUGGCCAGCAACCACCAGCAGUGAUCACUAGCAAUGGCCAGCAACCACCAGCAGUGAUCAACAGCAAUGACCAGCAACCACCAGCAGUGAUCACCAGCAAUGACCAGCAGCAACCACCAGCAAUGAUCACCAGCAAUGACCAGCCAGAUCACCAGCAAUGA
Molecule: messenger RNA, 504 nt
Organism: Acanthosepion pharaonis
Lineage: Eukaryota; Metazoa; Mollusca; Cephalopoda; Sepiida; Sepiidae
Source: the annotation of a GenBank genome assembly